Pieris brassicae (large cabbage white) is the source of this 4107-nucleotide messenger RNA. RefSeq names its product toll-like receptor 3. The coding region runs from base 90 to 2372 and encodes 760 amino acids. The transcript is spliced from 8 exons. Gene Ontology annotation, molecular function: protein binding; transmembrane signaling receptor activity. Gene Ontology annotation, biological process: inflammatory response; immune response; toll-like receptor signaling pathway. Gene Ontology annotation, cellular component: membrane. The record is from RefSeq and is a predicted model, not a curated record. NCBI's taxonomy places the organism in Eukaryota, Metazoa, Arthropoda, Insecta, Lepidoptera, Pieridae.
CGUGUGUUAAGAAGGAUAUCUGUGUAGUUCGUGAUUUUAGCACAUAAAAUGUGUGAGACGUUUCGCUCAAGGUUUCAUAUGGACACAAAAUGAUUUUAAAGAUUUCAAUAAUCUACAUAUUUCAUUUAGGUUUAUCACAAAGCACCCACCUAAAUCUCAAUGAAUCGUUCUGUCUUACCGGGUAUAUGACUGACCUGCAGUCCUGGGUCACAAAGGAUGGCCAAUUGACAGUCAAUGACUCAUAUACAGUAGACUUAUCAGAAGUACAAAAUGUUGCCGCUAUUAUGGAGGAAUAUAUGGAGAACUCUGGCAGACGGAAACAUGUGGAAAAGAUAAAGUAUCUGAGUAUAGCCAAGUCUCGUUUACAACGAGUUCCUCAGAUUUUUACCUUUCGAGGUAACUUACAAAACACCAUAUCGGAGACUUUAGAAUACGUCACAUUCUAUGGAAAUGCAUUUGGAAUAAUACGGGAGACAGGUGCUUACGAGUCGUCCAUUAACGCUACAAAUGCAAAAGAAUUGUCUCCAGGACUAGCUAGCAAUGCAAGAAAACACGCAUGGUCCUUCGGCCUAAGGAAUGUGACAUUUAGGAGAUUACGCCAGUUAGACCUGAGAGCAUGUAAAAUUGAUACACUGGACGCGUUCACAUUCAAAGGAAUGCCAUCUUUAACACAUUUGUAUUUAGGAGAAAAUAAGAUAACGUUUAUUGAUGCAAAUGCCUUCGUUGGCCUCAGCAGUAUAAUUCAUAUUGAUUUAAGUAGAAAUACAUAUACCGAUAAGAAUGAUCCAGUCAAAGCUCUUACAUUUGAAUCUAUGGAUACUUUUGCUCACUUGAACCUGAUUUCGCUAGAUCUUUCGUUUACUCCUUUAAGCACAAGAAAUAUUCCAUUAUUAAGCCGACUUGGUAAUAAAUUGGUGAGUUUAUCCAUAUGUUAUACAGAAAUAUUCAAACUGCGACCAAAGCCUUUCGGUAGUUCACCACUCAAAUAUUUAGAUAUUUCCGGCAACAGUGAUGUCUUAUCAGAUAAUGAAACUUUAAAAGGAUUAGAAGAUACACUGCGAGUGCUAUAUGCACAUUCAACCCUUUUGAGAUCGCUGCACGUUUUCAAAGGUUUUACAAAAUUGGAAAUUCUGAAAGUUUCGCACAACGAAAUAACCGAUUUUCCAAUAAUCACAAUGGAGACAUUAAGAAAUUUGCAAGUACUGGAUCUGGGUCAUAAUAGAAUUUCCUCUUGGUUUUCCCCUGUUAUUUCAAGUAUUCCUCGUUUAAAACUCCUGUCUUUGGAGAAAAACAAUUUGAACAUGAUAUCUGAUCUAAUGUUAUCCGAUAUGAGCAAUGUAAACUACCUGUCCUUAUCCAGAAACUCGAUGAUUUGUAAUUGCCUUUCAAGAGAGAUAUAUGAAAUUGCAUAUCAGAAUGAGUUGAAAACGACGCCAAUUCAGCUCGAACAAAUGCCAAAUGAAAGUACCAUUUUCCACGUCGGCUAUUUAGAAUACAACAAUCUAAUCACGAAUAGAAAGAAUCUAACAUCUCCGUGCCUUAAAAUGGAUAACGAAGACGCAAUGGCAAAUUGUUCCAAGGGGCUACCGAUAAAUACUAAUGGAAGUUACUUGUUUUUGGAUUACGACAAAGAUGCAUAUAGCUGUUUAUAUUUCCACACAGGAAAUAAAACUUAUUUGAGUCAAGUACCUACGUGUCCAGAGGACAUGAGGGACAUGCCCGAUGAUUUGACAGUGGCAACCAAAAGCAAUAGCAUGCUUCUUUUAAUAUUAUUGAUAAUCCUACCAAUUUUAGGGUUCAUCUAUAUUUUUAGACGUAAUUUUAGGUACUUCUUGAUAACAAUAAGGAAUUCGGCUAUGUUGAGCUUAAUCAGUGACAAGGAUGUUAAUUAUGACGAGAACAAACUAUUCAAUUACGACGUGUUUGUAUCGUAUUGCAAUGAAGACAGGGCCUGGGUUCUGGACCAUUUGCUGCCUCACGUGGAGAUUGACUGCAAUAUAAGCGUGUGUUUACACGAGAGAGAUUUUCAGGUCGGACUCUCAAUAUUAGAGAACAUAGUAUCGUGUAUGGAUAGAUCCCGGUCUAUAAUGCUAAUCAUAUCUAGACGGUUUCUACUUAGCCAGUGGUGUCAGUUUGAAAUGCAUUUAGCUCAACAUAGACUGUUAGAGACGAGAAGAGAAGAUCUAAUUCUAAUUCUUAUAGAAGACAUUCCACGUCGCCUACGCCCAAAUACACUACACUUCUUAAUGCUGACUAAGACCUACAUCGUCUGGCCGAAAGAAGAAUCAGAGAAGAAGGAGUUUUGGAAGAGAAUGAAGCGGUCCCUAGUCACUCAGAAGUUGAAAAACGUUGAGAACCAUUCUUUAGCUUAAGUAUAUUUAAGAUAUAAGGCUAGCUUAUUUAGUUUUUCAUCUUUUAGUCACGAUCGCUUGGUGCUGGAAACUAUUUGGCAUAGUGUAAUAUGUUCACUGGCAUCACUUUAAUGUAUACCUCUUAAUGACAUAACCUCAAUACAUUCUGCAGCUGUCAUGUGAUGACAUUUUAUUAGAUAACAAAUCUAUAUUAGAUGUUUUUUAGUUUGGGCUGGGCCUGAUUUAGGCGAGGGCAACCGAGACCACAGCCAGGGGCCUCCACAAAAGAGGAAACAAUAGAAAAUGUUUUAAACGCCGACUAGUAAACACUAGUACACCCAACUUCUUUUGAUAUACAUAUUUUUAUGUUUGUAAAAACUAAAAGAAUCUGCUUGGUUUUACAUUAUUGUCUGGAAAACUCGACUGAUAAAAAUGGUUCAUUUUAUAUGGAAAAUUAUUUGGGGCCACGGGGUCUCCACUCCUCUAAAUCUGGCCCUGAGUUUAGGCAGGAUGAUUAUUAAAAAAAAUUUGGCAGUAAGCACGGCCAAUAUUGAUUGCAUUUUGUAGAUAAAUUACUACUAGUUAAGUGGUUUAUCAACAAAUAUCCUGAAAUUUCUUUAAACUUACGAGCUGUCAAAAUAAUUCCUCCCUUCAUUUGUUUUGGUUGAGGUGGCGUCGUCAGUAGAUCCAAAUUUAGAACGCCGUUGCAAAUUCUGAAAUGUCAUAAUUGAGGUAAACUGCGAAAAUAUUGAUAGAUUUAAAUUUUGAAUAUAGUUAGAAUAUUCUUCGAGAGGGUUAGGGAUUACUGCGGAUUCAACACGGGGUUAGAUAUAAUAGAAAUUAUGUGAGUGCAAGAAUUGCGCGCACCGGCGUGUCUUAGUACAAAGAGCUUAAAGCAAUUCCAGUUUAACUUCUUAAACAUAAGUAAAACGAAUGUCUUUAUCCUAUGUCCUGCAUAGAGUAAUGUAUACUUAUUUUAAAAAUAUCAUAUUUUAUAGAUGAUGGUUUACUUCAGCGAGUACGCAUUGGGCGCUCGGCGUUCGAUGCGCGUAGGUACGAUACAUACACCGCGUUUUGCAGGCGCUCGACGAGCGUUAGAAUUACGUUUUACUAUAUGUAAAUCUUUAAUAAUUGGAACAUUCCAUAUCCCAAAUAGUUGGUCGCUUUUGAAUUGAUAAAGAAAUUCGUAUCAAAACGAUCUUUCACAAUUUUUAUCGACGUGCGUCCACUCUUUAAGAAAACGCGCGUUCGAAUGUACAAAAAAAUUAACAGCCUAGUCUCUUAACUAAACAGCGCUGUUUAACUAGCUGUUUGACUAACGGUCUGAAAGAUACUCAGCCAGUUGCGGCUGGCGUCGAAAGUCUAUAUAAAUAUUUUAUGUCAGAUGUUUCAUUUUUGAUAUUACUGUCACAUGGUCACUCUAUCGUACGAACGGACAAAGUAACAGACUGGCUGUUUAUUAAAGUAGUAACAAACGCUACGGCUGAAUAUCUGUCAGGCCGUUAGUUAAAACGGCGCUGUUUAGUUAAGAGGCUAGGCUAUUAAUUGACCGGCUAAUUAAGCUAGUUGGCUGCGACAUGUACACUCUAAUCAGUCCUCGUAGUUGUUACAACGCGCGUUACCAAAGCGCGCGCUUUAUAAAGCCUAAUAUGUACUCGCUCUUAGACACAAUAUAUAAAAUACAAACCUAUAUUUCCUCAAAUUAAUUUCGCCCGUUCUUGUACGCGUCAUGCACGUCUUUAGGUAUUUAGCAAAG